Molecule: messenger RNA, 807 nt
Organism: Impatiens glandulifera
Lineage: Eukaryota; Viridiplantae; Streptophyta; Magnoliopsida; Ericales; Balsaminaceae
Exons: 2
Coding region: 1-807 (268 amino acids)
Source: RefSeq, a predicted model, not a curated record
AUGGUCUGGUCACUAAAGAAGAUUCUCAAGCUUAAGGACAUCGUUAUAUCUUUGUUUGAUAUCCAGUUAGGAAAUGGUCGGGGAAUCUUGUUUUGGUAUGACCCAUGGUUUGAAAAUUUGCAUAUUGUUCUUAAGGCAGAAUUUGGUGGGGUACGUAUUCGAAGGGACUUUCUUAAUUCAUCGGUUCGUGACAUUCGGGAUGGAGAUUAUAAUACUCUUUUGAGGGGAAUUCUAGAAGGUGUUAGGAUUCUUAGCUUCAUGCAAACAAUACACUUUAAUGACAAUAUCGACUCAUGGGUUUGGAAGGUGGAAAGAGACGUAAAGUUCAAUUCUAAUCUAGCUUGGGAGUCUAUUCGUGAGAGGGGGAACGAUGUGGGUUGGACUCAUGUUGUAUGGUCCUCCAAUAUCAUUCCGAGACAACAAUUUGUGUUAUGGUUGUUGUUUAGGAAGAGACUUUCAACUAGGGAUCGACUUAAGCGGUUUAUGGAUAUCCCGGAUUCUAAAUGCCUUCUUUGUGGUGACAAUGAAGAGACGAUGGAUCAUUUAUUUAGUGGCUGCCCGUUUACACUCGAGUUAUGGAGACGGAUUAUAAAAGCUAUGGAGUUAGCUUUUUUUCCUUCGGAUUGGAUUGAUAUCAAGGAGAUGGCCAUCUUGAAAGUUAAAGUUUACCACAUUUGGAUGGAAAGAAAUUCAAGAGUAUUCACGAGGGUGAGAGGUGGUGUUGAUGAUGUUUGGAAUAACAUAAAGUUUGAUUGUAAUUCCCUUGUUCGAACUUGGAGGCGAAUUUCCAAAAAUGAGCAAAAUUAG